AACUAUAUAAACCGACUCCCGCUAUAUUUCUUCAAUAUUUCUCGUUAACAUUUUUUCAAUACCUUCUUCUAUUUUCCUUUUCUCUCUUUUUUUCAAUUCCUCCCCUAAUGGAUUCUCCUUCUCGUUCCUCCGUCAUCGUUAUCGGCGCCGGUGUUUCCGGUUUGUCGGCGGCGAAGGUUUUGGUGGACAAUGGAGUAGAUGACUUUGUGAUUUUGGAGGCUUCUGACCGUAUUGGAGGAAGAGUUUGUAAGGAGAAUUUUGGAGGUGUAUCGGUGGAACUUGGAGCGGGGUGGAUUGUUGGAGUCGGUGGUAAAGAGCCGAAUCCGGUUUGGGAACUUGCUCUCAAAUCUAGUCUCCGUACUUGCUUCUCUGAUUACAGCAAUGCUCGUUAUAAUAUCUAUGAUCGAAGUGGGAAAAUUUUUCCGAGUGGAGUUGCGGCCGACUCGUACAAGAAGGCGGUGGACUCGGCGAUUCAGAAGCUGAGGAACCAAGGGGAGGAUGCGGAUGAUUUAUCCAUUGUAUCAGAGCCACUUUGUACGCCAAAGACUCCCAUGGAACUCGCUAUCGACUUUAUACUCCAUGAUUUUGAGAUGCCAGAGGUUGAGCCUAUAUCGACGUAUUUGGAUUUUGGAGAGAGGGAAUUUUUGGUUGCAGAUGAAAGAGGGUAUGAGUGUUUGCUAUACAAAAUGGCUGAAGACUUUCUUUUUACCUCAGAAGGAAAAAUCUUGGACAGUCGUCUCAAACUCAACAAGGUUGUUCGGGAAAUACAACACUCGAGAAACGGGGUUACUGUAACAACGGAGGAUGGAUGUAUCUAUGAAGCCAAUUAUGUGGUUUUGUCCGUUAGCAUUGGUGUACUCCAAAGCGACCUCAUUUCUUUCACUCCACCUUUACCCAGGUGGAAAACAGAGGCUAUAGAGAAAUGUGACGUGAUGGUGUAUACAAAGAUUUUCCUCAAGUUCCCAUAUAAGUUCUGGCCGUGCGGACCCGGAAAAGAAUUCUUUAUUUACGCCCAUGAAAGAAGGGGCUAUUACACGUUUUGGCAGAACAUGGAGAACGCCUAUCCUGGGUCCAAUAUCCUGGUGGUGACCGUUACAAAUGGAGAAUCGAAAAGAGUCGAAGCUCAAUCUGAUGAAGAGACAAUGAAAGAAUCCAUGGAAGUGCUUAGGGAUAUGUUUGGACCAGAUAUCCCUGAUGCUACUGACAUACUCGUUCCUCGCUGGUGGAGUAACAGGUUUCAACGUGGUAGCUACAGUAACUACCCCAUCAUCUCCGAUUGCCAAGUUGUUCAAAACAUUAAGGAACCCAUUGGACGCAUCUACUUCACUGGAGAACACACAAGCGAAAGAUUUAAUGGCUAUGUACAUGGUGGAUAUCUUGCAGGCAUAGACACAAGCAAUGCUUUGUUGGAAGAAAUGAGGAAAGAUAAGGAGAGAAAAAGUGAUGGCCAAUCAUUCUUGUUAGAACCCUUAUUAGCUCUAACAGGAUCAUUGUCUUUGUCACAAACAGAGGCUGUCUCAGGCCUUCACAAAUGUGAUCUUCCAACACAAUUGUACCUUAACGGCAAGCUCGGUAUCCAAGAAGCGAUUUUAUGACUACAUGGACGACAUGCUGAUGAACAUAGAUCUAAUUUGAAAGAUGAUGAAGAAAGCCAAGUGGGAGUGGGUGGAAGGGAUGAUGAGAAGAUGAAUUUGAUUCCGAACUCGAUUCGAGAUCCGACAACAUCGACGAAGAAGAACGCAUGAAAGUAAACGGAAGCAGGAAGCAGGAAGCAGGGAGAUAGAGUAAAAAAAAUAAAAAUAAAGUUAAAAGAGAUGAAGAUGUUCAUAGAAAUCAAGGUCAGCCCACUUUGUCUAAUCGUUGGAAGGAUUCACUAUUAAUCUGGGACUUUAGUUCUAGAAAUUAAUUUGUUGAUGAAAAAGGUUCUUAGAGGAAUUGGUGGGGGGAAAUAUAUUGGAUAUUCUAAUUGUAUUGUUACUGAUCUUUUAAUACAAGAAAGAAGUUGAUCUAUCACUUUUUAACGGUGUUUACACUUUU
Messenger RNA from Cucumis sativus (cucumber), 2037 nucleotides. Its product is annotated as polyamine oxidase 1. Gene Ontology annotation, biological process: polyamine catabolic process. Gene Ontology annotation, molecular function: polyamine oxidase activity. The transcript is spliced from 10 exons. NCBI's taxonomy places the organism in Eukaryota, Viridiplantae, Streptophyta, Magnoliopsida, Cucurbitales, Cucurbitaceae. Bases 108 to 1595 code for a protein of 495 amino acids. The record is from RefSeq and is a predicted model, not a curated record.